Messenger RNA from Fopius arisanus, 1011 nucleotides. Its product is annotated as ubiquitin thioesterase otubain-like. Gene Ontology annotation, molecular function: ubiquitin binding; cysteine-type deubiquitinase activity. The transcript is spliced from 5 exons. Bases 138 to 926 code for a protein of 262 amino acids. Lineage: Eukaryota; Metazoa; Arthropoda; Insecta; Hymenoptera; Braconidae. Gene Ontology annotation, cellular component: nucleus. Gene Ontology annotation, biological process: protein K48-linked deubiquitination. The record is from RefSeq and is a predicted model, not a curated record.
UGUAGUCUGUGGAGUGUGGAAAGUGUGGCCCUAUGAAGUAUGAGUCGACCGGUUGCAGUCGUUCCACCAGACUGACUUUUGUUUUUAGUGCAACGCUUAACCCGUUCAACCUAAAGUGUAUGAAGAUUCGGUGAAUAAUGGGUGACACAUCGUUGAACAACCCUGGAGAAAAUUUAGUCAAUCAAGAUGAACUCAUCCUUCAACAACAAAGGAGCAUCGAGAAAGAGAUAUCUGAAUCGAUACCUCUGGUGGGCGAAAAGGAAUCACUGAAGAGCCUGGAGAGGGAGUACGAGGAGGAUGAGAUUUAUCUGUCAAAGGCCAGGGCACUUGGCCAAAAGUAUUCCUACAUUAGAAGAACUAGGCCCGAUGGUAAUUGUUUUUUUCGUGCAUUCAGUUAUGCUUAUCUCGAGAGACUGAUACAGAAUAAAGAUGAGUAUAACAAGUUUCGUGAGCUUGCAUCAAAAAGCAAGGACAAUUUAGUUGCACUGGGAUUUCCACAGUUUACGGUGGAGGACUUUCAUGAUACGUUUAUGGAAGUCAUUGAAAAGGUCGGGGAUGGCACCGAGGCCAGCAGCACUGAAUUACAUAAAUUCUUCAAUGAGCAGGGUUACUCAGAUUAUAUUGUUGUUUAUCUUAGAUUAAUAACCUCUGGUCAAUUACAAAAGGAAGCAGAUUUUUACCAGAAUUUCAUUGAGGGGGGCAGGACUGUCGUUGAAUUCUGUCAUCAGGAAGUGGAGCCAAUGUACAAGGAGUCGGAUCACAUCCAUAUCAUCGCAAUGAGUACAGCCCUCGGUACGGGUGUACGUGUACGCUACAUGGAUCGUGGAGCUGGAACAGAAGUGACGGCCCACGACUUUCCAGAGGGUUCAACGCCAGCUGUACAUUUACUAUAUCGUCCAGGUCACUAUGACAUUCUAUAUCCCUGAUGAUUAUCCUAGUUGCAGUACUUCUCGAUGUAUACAAGUCUGCAUUCAUUUUACAGAUAAUAAAAUAAAUUUUUUUCCGCAUAAA